Messenger RNA from Lathyrus sativus (Indian pea), 654 nucleotides. NCBI's taxonomy places the organism in Eukaryota, Viridiplantae, Streptophyta, Magnoliopsida, Fabales, Fabaceae. The record is from the annotation of a GenBank genome assembly.
AUGACUAUGUUGUGCGAAAGAAGCGGGAAAUAUCAAACUCCUCUCCAGAAUUUUAAGAGAGAAGACACGGGUAGUAGAAAAUGUGAGUUUCCGUUUAAGCUUUGUCGUUACAUGUUGGCUAGAAAAAAAUGGAUAUUUAAUUUCAUGUGUGGUGUGCAUAACCAUGAUUUGUGCUUAAAAUUAGUCGGACAUCCUAGUGUAUGUCGGCUCAAGCCAGAGGAGAAGGUAUGUAUUAGUGAUAUGACCUUGAAUCUUGUCCAACCGAAAAAUAUACUUGCAAUAUUAAAACGGAAGCAAACCGACAAUAUAUCAAACAUCAAGCAAGUGUAUAUCAUUCGGUACCUCUCUAACAAGGUGAUUAGGGGAGAUAAAACUGAGAUACAACAACUGUUGAAACUCUUGGACGAUAGUAGUUACGUGUCCCAGUACCAAACUUGCGAUAAUGGAGUUAUGGUUAGAGAUAUUUUUUGGACUCAUUUGAAUUCGAUAAGGUUGUUCAACGCGUUUUUGACAGUGCUCAUACUUGAUUCUACCUACAAGACCAACAAGUAUAGACUUCCAUUAUUUGAGAUGGUUUGUGUUACCUCAACCGAGAAGACAUACUCCGUUGGUUUUGCAUUUUUAGAGUGUGAAAAAGAGGACAAUUUUACUUAG